Penicillium salamii is the source of this 1047-nucleotide messenger RNA. NCBI's taxonomy places the organism in Eukaryota, Fungi, Ascomycota, Eurotiomycetes, Eurotiales, Aspergillaceae. The record is from the annotation of a GenBank genome assembly.
AUGCAACAACUCGAUCUCAAAACAUGGUCUGCAAUGCCAUCAUUUGGAGGAACACACAGCCAUACCAAUUUGGUAUAUCGCCAGCCUUAUACCGCCGAUUCAGAUGAACGUCACCGGUUGGAUGCCGUACUCUCUUUGCUAUAUCCAUCCACAGUACACGUGCACAGUUCUUUGUCGAUUUCCGGUCACAUCCACUCGCUGCGAAUCAUUGUGCUCUCGAAUGGAGCACGGUUGUUGCUGAAAGGGUCUCCUUCAUCAAGCACGGCGCUCCUUCGACGGGAAAGGUCCUUCCUUGAAACCGAAGCCCAGUUCCUGACUCUGCUCGGACAGAGUGGAAACCCCUGCAUCCCCCAGCUCUACAAUUACGACCCUCAUGGACGAUCGUGGGGAUCUCCCUAUCUCAUUCGGCAAUAUAUGAAUGGAACGAGUUUAUUGGACAUGGAGGCUGGCCUUUCAUUCGAACAACGAGACGGGAUUGACCGUCACUUGGGUUUCUUAUUGAGCACGAUUGGACAGAAUGCAGCUCCAGGGUUUGGAACCCUGCAGCAAGUUGCUCGGGGCGCUGGCACCCCCUCUUGGAGGGAUGCUUUCUGUGCUCUCUUCGAGGGUGUCCUCCGUGAUGCCGAAGAUACCUUUGUUCAUUUACCUUACUCGGAAAUUCGAGACGAGUUAAGCCGUCUCGCACCUGCCCUCGAAGAUGUCACUCUGCCACGUCUAGUAGUGGUGGAUUUUGGUCGCCCCUCUCACAUCCUGCUGAAUGAAGAGUCUAAACAACUCUCGGGCAUUGUGGAUUUCAGCAGUGCACUGUGGGGCGACGUAUUGAUGGCCGAGAUUUUUGCACACCCAUCGCAGGCGAUUUUGCAAGGAGCCGGCAUGCCGAUGACCAGGACAAGGGGAGAAACUAUUCGGUUGGCGCUGUAUGCAUGCUACCGGCUGGUCUCCCAAAUCACCGUCCAGUAUUACCGAACCCGAGAUGAAGCGAGUGAGUUCGAUUCACGAAGACGAUUGACGACCACCAUUGCGGAGAUGACGAGGCUUGGAGUUUAG